Cloeon dipterum is the source of this 1092-nucleotide messenger RNA. Its product is annotated as chymotrypsin-2-like. The transcript is spliced from 5 exons. The coding region runs from base 78 to 857 and encodes 259 amino acids. NCBI's taxonomy places the organism in Eukaryota, Metazoa, Arthropoda, Insecta, Ephemeroptera, Baetidae. Gene Ontology annotation, biological process: proteolysis. Gene Ontology annotation, molecular function: serine-type endopeptidase activity. The record is from RefSeq and is a predicted model, not a curated record.
GCGAAACGGAAACCGUUUGGCCUCAAAUUCUGAUCUAGAAGAAUUUAAUAAGGAGGAUAUAAUAUUGGUCAAUUUCGAUGGGGGCAUUUCAAGCAACUUGUUUGUUGCUAAUUUUUUGUGCUGCUUUAUCGUGGGACCACGCCGAGGGAAUCGUUUCUGUGGACUACAUCGAUCGUUAUGCUGGCAUCGCAGAGUUCCCGUGGCAAGUGUCGAUUCGUAUAGGCCCUUGGGCGUCAUCGCACGGCUGCCACGGAGUCAUCAUUUCCAAAAACUGGAUCCUCACAACAGCUACUUGUUUAAAAAGGGUUGCAUCCCCCAUGAUUGCGACCUGUACUAUCACCUUUGAGACGGGUAUUGUCUACGAGGCAGAUGCACAAAUUUAUCAUCCCGGUUUCGACGAGACCACAAAUUCAAACGAUAUCGUAGCUGUGAAGACCAAGUUCGACAUGAACUUCAGCGAUUUCACCCGUUCAAUUCGAUUGACUGAAACGCCGAUUGCACCGAAUACAUUUGGUAGACUUGCAGGUCUGGGACGCACUCAGUAUGCCAAAUACACCGAUACGCUGAGGAUGAGGGUUGCAGAAAUGUCUGUAAUUGAUAGAGAAGUGUGUCGAUCGUUGUUUACUCAGAAAAAGGUGUCACUGGGUAAAGAUCAGUUCUGUGCUGGCGCGCCAAAUGUUGGAGCAUGCGGAGGUGACGAAGGAGGAGGUUUUGUUUGGCAAAAUCAAGCACGAUCAAAUCAGGACGAGCUAGUCGGGCUGGUCAACAACAAUUUCUGCGCAUUGAACAAUUUCCCGAAUGCUUUCACUAACAUCUACCACCACCGCGAGUGGAUCCGUAAUGUAACCGAGAUUUAAUUUUUUUAUUAAAAAUUUAAGCUUCUUAUUAAAAUUAAUCUAAAACCAUUCACUUUUAUAUGGAUUGUGUGCGUGAGGAAGAGUUCUAAAUUUAGUGAUAUUUGGAACAAAUAUUUGAUUGGAAAUUUAAUAAUGCGUUUUUUUCUUAAAAAAUUUAAAUUGGAUAAAAAUGCUAUUAUUCCUCAAAUGAUUGUAAUAUAAUUCGUGAAAAUAAAAUGCAAACUUUUUAAUUGUU